Messenger RNA from Plasmopara halstedii, 2898 nucleotides. RefSeq names its product 26s proteasome non-atpase regulatory. Gene Ontology annotation, biological process: proteasome-mediated ubiquitin-dependent protein catabolic process; regulation of protein catabolic process. Gene Ontology annotation, molecular function: enzyme regulator activity. Gene Ontology annotation, cellular component: nucleus; proteasome storage granule; proteasome complex. The record is from RefSeq and is a predicted model, not a curated record. The transcript is spliced from 4 exons. Bases 1 to 2898 code for a protein of 965 amino acids. Lineage: Eukaryota; Oomycota; Peronosporomycetes; Peronosporales; Peronosporaceae.
AUGGCCGUCGCGAUCGGCAGUUCCGCUGCUGGUGUUCUUGCGCUUCUUGAGGAAGAAGACAAUGUUCUUAAGACUCAUGCCCUUCAGAAGCUUAAUCAAGUGGUAGACCACUACUGGGCCGAGAUUGCAGAUGCCAUUCCUCUUAUCGAGGAACUUUCAGAAGAGAGAAAUUUUCCGGACCGUGAGCUAGCCGCUUAUGUUGCCUCCAAGUGCUUUUUCCAUCUGGAGGAGUACGAGGAUGCUCUGCGUUUGGCACUUGGUGCAGGGAAAUACUUUGACUUAAACACGCGCUCGCAGUACACAGAUACGAUUAUUGCUACGUGCAUCGACAGCUAUGUGGCUGUGCGUGUCAAGGAAGAUUUGGAGGCUGAAAAGCUGCUAGACCCACGACUUACGCAGGUGGUGGAACGCAUGUUUGAGCGCUGCUACGCGGCCGGCGAAUUUCGCCAGGCUAUGGGCAUUGCCUUGGAGGCUCGACGACUGGACCAGGUGUUUAAAAUUAUGCUGGAAGUAUACCGCUCGCGUCCAACUCAAGAGCACGCAAGUGUGUGUCAGAUAUUACAGAUGCUAGACAAUCACGAGGAAGUCAGUAAAAUUCUUGACCAGCUGGUGCGCGGUAGCGACUGUGACGGCCUCAUUGCUUUCCAGGUCGCAUUUGAUCUUAAUGAAAACGAAAAUCAGAAAUUUUUGAUGAAUGUCUACCACGCACUACCGAGACCUUCGGCACCAAUUGCCGAUCCUGCAGUUACAGACUCGACCAAUUUGAACGAAGAUGGCAAGAUCGAGACACACAUUCCCGCCAGUGCUAUUCUAACUGUACCUGCUACACCCCCUUCGGCCCCGACAGGUGCUUGCGCUGAUUACUGGGACAAACUGGAAAAAUUAAAGCGAAUUUUGUCCGGCGAAUUUCUCGUAGACUUGAAGCUCGACUUCCUAUACAGUCGAAGCGACUCGGAUCCACUAAUUAUGAAGACAAUUAAGGCUGCUGUUGAGAAUCGCAAUUCAGUACUGCAUCACGCAGCUGUAAUAGCUCACGCUUAUAUGAAUUGCGGCACGACUUCGGAUACUUUUCUGCGUGAAAAUUUAGAAUGGCUGGGUAAGGCCACCAAUUGGGCGAAAUUUACAGCCACUGCUAGCUUGGGCGUUGUACAUAAGGGCCACGUUCGUGAAAGCAUGAACCUUUUGUCUCCGUACUUGCCUCAAGGUGGGAUGACGACGUCUCCAUACUCUGAGGGUGGUGCUUUAUACGCAAUGGGUUUGAUCCACGCAAAUAAGGGAUACGCAGGAUCAGGCAGCAAGACAACGAUGGAGUAUCUGCGCAAUGCGCUGAAGAAUGCUCGAUCGGAUGAGACCGUGCAGCAUGGCGCGUGUUUGGGCAUUGGUCUGUGUGGCCUAGCUUCGCAAGACUACGAAGUUUACGAGGAGCUGAAAGCUGUACUUUUCACCGAUUCAGCUGUUGCAGGCGAGGGUGCAGGCAUUGCGAUCGGUUUAAUUCUUCUUGGUGCUGGAGGUGAAGAACACAACGGUGAAAUUGUAAAAGAAUUGCUUGCCUAUGCGCACGACACAAAACACGAGAAAAUUAUUCGUGGUUGCGUUACGAGUAUCGCGCUUAUGAUGUACGAGCGCGAAGAACAAGCUGAUACGUUGAUCGAGCAGCUGACACGUGACAAAGAUCCUUUAAUUCGUUACGGAGGGAUGUACACUGUCGCCAUGGCGUAUGCAGGGACUGCUAACAAUACAGCAAUUCGGAGACUGUUGCACGUGGCCGUAAGUGAUGUGUCUGACGAUGUGCGUCGCGCUGCCGUCACUUGUCUAGGCUUCAUUUUGUUUCGCACCCCUGUUCAGGUACCGAAGCUGGUGUCACUGCUGGCUGAGAGUUUUAAUCCCCAUGUUCGCUACGGAGCUUGCGUAGCUGUAGGUAUUGCAUGCGCUGGUACUGCGAAGAAUGAGGCAAUUCAGCUGUUGGAGCCACUUCUUGACGACGCUGUGGAUUACGUACGUCAAGGUGCGCUGCUUGCCUUAGCGAUGGUUGUAAUGCAAGAAUCUGAGGGUCGCAACCCAAAGGUGGCUGCUAUUCGUGCUAAAAUUCUCAAGCUUAUUACUGACAAGCACGUGACGACUAUGACUAAGAUGGGUGCUAUCUUAGCACAGGGCAUUUUAGAUGCCGGUGGUCGCAAUGUAGUCAUUUCGCUACAGUCUCAUGCAGGAUUUACUAAAAUGGCUGCUGUGGUGGGUUUGGCAAUUUGGGCACAGCACUGGUUCUGGUAUCCGUUUUUCAACUUUCUGGAGCUUUCCCUUCAGACGACAUUGGUAGUUGGUCUUAAUAAAGAUUUAAAGCUCCCCCGAAGCUUCAAACUUACAUGCAACGCAAAAAAGUCUGCUUUUGCUACGCCAAAGCGGUUGGAGGAGAAGAAGGAAGAAAAGAAAGAGCUUGUAGCCACAGCGGUGCUGUCCACAACUGCGAAGGCGCGUGCGCGCCAGGCAAAACAAGAGAAAUUGACAAAGCCCUUUGACGCUAGUGGAGACAUAGUGAUGGAGAAGGAGUCGCCUGCAGCUGAUGAGGAAAAGAAAGAGAUUGAUAUGAAUAUGGAUGUGGAUACUGAGGGAUCUCAGCCGACAGCUAGCAAGAAAGCAGUGAUGACAAAAGAGCCUAGCGUGUUUACAUUCACGACGCCUGCACGUGUGACGCUUGCACAGGAGUCAGUAAUUUCUAUUGAUAUGGCGCAAAGGUACGUCCCGGUGAUGCAACGUACACAAAGGCUGGCAGGAGUUAUUAUGCUGCGUGAUACAACCCCGGAUGAGGCUGAGGAUGUCGAGACAGUAAAGGCACCCGCUGCCGCUGGCGCGGAAGACGAGGCUGACCCACCUGAGCCGUUUGAGUGGGAGCCUCCACAGUAG